UCUUUCCUUUGCUUUUUACUCGAAAGAGAGAUCGGCUCUGUAUGAUGGUGAUAUAAGAGAUCCGACCGAGCAGGGGAAAUAUCCAGUGUGAGCAGCCUCUCUUUCCUCCGGUCGCCUACGAGUGCGGGCGAGGAGGGAGUCACUGUGGAUCGAGGAUAAGGAGCGGAAAGACUGCAUCUUGGGGUGGAAUCUGUGUCGAAUAAAUUCUUGAAAUCUUUUUUGUUCAAGUUUUUGGGGGUGAAAUUUCGUGCUUUUUCUGAGGGUUGGCAUUGUUUUGGUUGGAAACGAUGGAGUUGAGGUCAUCGUGUGGUGGGUUUUGUAGGGCUUGAGUUGAAGGUAAUUGAGCUUGCAAGUGGUGUUGUAUUUUCCUUUUUUCUUCUGGUUGGAUUCUCUGAGAGAUUUCGGUGGAGUGCAGAAAGGUUGGACUUUUGGGAUUUUGCGCCUGCUUUUGAUCGUCUAUGAGACGAAAAGUUUGGGGAUAAGGACAAGAAAUUUCACGGGUUCUCCAUUUGGUGCCGGUCGUUUCUCUUCUUGCUUCACCAGUUGCCUCAGUUCUGUUCGGAGCGAAGGAACGUGUCUUGUGCUAUAAAGGAUAUGAAGAAUUGGCUCGUGCGGAAGAAUUCUUCCAAGGCCAGUUAGAGUUGCUCUUAUCCGACGAAUCCACGAGAGAACCAUCAAUGAAGGACAACGAUAAGUGCCUGGACUCCCAGCUCUGGCAUGCUUGCGCUGGCGGGAUGGUUCAGAUGCCGGCCGUGAACUCCAGGGUCUACUACUUCCCCCAGGGUCACGCGGAGCACGCCCAAGGAUUUGUGGACUUUGGGAAUUCACGGUGGAUACCGCCGUUCAUACUCUCCCGAGUCACGGCAGUCAAGUUCAUGGCUGACCGGGAGACAGACGAAGUCUUUGCCAAGAUCCAGAUGGCCCCUAUCAGGGGCAGCGAGCUCGACUAUGCUGAAGAUGAUGGGCUGGACCUCGGUAUGAAUGGAAUUGAUGUGUGCGGAAAGCCUGCUUCUUUUGCCAAGACAUUGACCCAAUCGGAUGCCAACAAUGGUGGUGGAUUCUCGGUCCCUCGCUACUGCGCUGAGACCAUCUUCCCGAGGUUGGACUACUCGGCAGAUCCUCCGGUACAGACCGUGAUCGCAAAGGAUGUACAUGGCGAGGUGUGGAAGUUUAGGCACAUAUACAGGGGGACACCUCGUCGGCACCUUCUCACCACCGGAUGGAGCACCUUUGUGAACCAGAAGAAACUUGUGGCAGGGGAUUCCAUUGUGUUCCUCAGAGCAGAGAACGGGGAACUCUGUGUUGGUAUCCGACGUGCCAAAAAAGGUGGGGCUGGUGAUGGCCCAGAUUGCUGGCCAGGAUGGAAUCCCCCAGGCAGUAAUGGUGCUUCUGGAUAUGGUGGCUUAUCUGUCUUCGUGAGGGAAGAAGAUGGCAAAUUGAUGAGAGGUAAUGGUGAUGAUUUUGAUUCCAGCAGGGGUAUAAGAGGAAGGAGCCAAAUGAGAAUAGAUUCUGUCAUUGAGGCGGUAAAACUUGCAGCAAAUGGGAAGCCUUUCGAGGUUGUGUACUACCCGAGAGCCAGUACGCCAGAGUUUUGUGUAAAGGCUGCAGCAGUGAAAGCAGCGAUAAGGAUCCAGUGGUAUCCGGGGAUGAGAUUUAAAAUGGCUUUCGAAACUGAGGAUUCAUCAAGGAUUAGUUGGUUCAUGGGGACUAUAUCUUCGGUUCAGGUUGCAGAUCCCAUAAGAUGGCCUAAUUCACCAUGGAGACUUCUCGAGGUGACGUGGGAUGAACCAGACCUGUUACAGAAUGUGAAGCGUGUGAGUCCAUGGCUGGUUGAACUGGUUUCAAAUUUGCCAGCCAUUCAUCUUGCACAUCUCUCACCACCCAGGAAAAAGCCACGGAUUCUCCAACACCCUGAUUUUCCCUUUGAAGGUCAAUGUCCAAUGCCAAUGGUCGUAGGAAACCCCAUCAUCACCAGGGACAGCCCCUUCUGCUGUUUUUCUGACAACACUCCUGAAAGCAUACAGGGAACCAGGCAUGCACAAUUUGGUCUAUCUUUAUCAGAUGUCCAACUUAACAAACUGCAGACGGAUCUGUUCCACACUGGGUUUCAUCGGCUUGAUCAUGCUACUCUGCCCUCGAGGAUUUCUACGGGUGUUACUGCUGGCAAUCCUACUAUUCGUGACAAGGUAUCAUGUUUGCUAACUAUCAGUCAUCCUUCUCAGAGCCUGAAGAAAUCAUGUGAUGGGAAGCCACCACAAUUGGUGCUCUUUGGGCAACCAAUACUCACUGAAGAACAAGUGUCUUUGAACAAAUCUGAGAAUACGACAUCCCAUUGUGCUACCGGAAACAGCUUAUCGGAUGAGAAUCUUGAAAAGACAGUGAGUAUGUCUGAUGGUUCUGGAUCUGCAAUAAAUCUGAAGGGAUCUCUUGAAGCAUUCCCAAGUCAGAAGGAUCAUCUAGCUUCGGAGUUUGGUCAUUGGACUGGGCAAUGUAAGGUGUUUAUGGAAUCAGAGGAUGUGGGUCGCACCCUUGACCUCUCUGUAUUAGGCUCAUAUGAGGAACUAUAUGGGAGGCUUGCUGACAUGUUUGGAACUGAAAAAUCAGAGAUGGUGAGUCAUGUGCUUUAUAAAAAUGCAGCCGGUGCAGUUAAACACACUGGAGAAGAACCUUUCAGUGACUUCAUGAAAUCAGCCAGGAGACUGACAAUAUUAACUGAUACAGGAAGCGACAACAUAGCAAGCUAGGGAAAGUCACUUGCCAAUUGUAUAGUUGAGCAGGCAAGUCUCUUCUUAAAUUGCCAACAUCACAGGCACUUCAUCUUGGAUGCUGAUUUUAUGUUUCGAAAGCCAGUUUUCUGUUUCAUCUCAAUUUCCAGUAUGAGUUUCACAACUAAGGACAAGUUAUUAGCAACUUUAUUUAGCAAAAGAAUCAGUGUUGCGGUCUAUUCUCGCUGGAAAUUCCUGCCACAUUUAUUUGUGCUAGAAAAAGCACAAACUUUGGUCUUUCAGGCACAUGGAAAAACACUAACUACGAUGGAGUUGGUUCUCUGUGUGAGAAAGUCGGUGGUCAGUUGUCAUAGUUUUAGCUGGUCCGUGCAUAUUAUUAGAGUCGAGUUUCAAUGCUUGUUGGAUGCUGUGUAAUAUAAACUUAAAACCACAAUAUUGCCGAAAGGAAUGCAGAUUGUUCAAUCUUCUUCAUUGACU
This is a messenger RNA of Musa acuminata AAA Group (dessert banana), 3203 nucleotides long. Its product is annotated as auxin response factor 18-like. The transcript has 5 exons. NCBI's taxonomy places the organism in Eukaryota, Viridiplantae, Streptophyta, Magnoliopsida, Zingiberales, Musaceae. Gene Ontology annotation, cellular component: nucleus. Gene Ontology annotation, biological process: regulation of DNA-templated transcription; response to hormone. Gene Ontology annotation, molecular function: protein binding; DNA binding. The record is from RefSeq and is a predicted model, not a curated record. The coding region runs from base 678 to 2744 and encodes 688 amino acids.